AUGCUGGCGGAGGAAAGCAGUGAUGUCACAAUAUUAGCAGUUUCUCUUUCGUUAGCUAUUAGUUUUGCGGUAUUGGCUUGUUCAAAAAGCUCUUCAAGAGCGAUAGGAGGCACACGGAGUACUAAGAAAGAAGAAAGAAGUGCCACCCAGGAACCCACUGAUAAUCCGAGGAGCGAUGAAGCAAGAAGAAACCCUGCUAAGAACGAACCAUUACCGGAUGCGUUGCGGCCAUCCAAGGAAUCCAAUGAAAAAAGGCCCAAACAUCAAAAAUCGAGCCCCAUGAAAAGUGAACCAAAAGGAAGUUCAAAGGGAGAAUCUGAAGACCGUCCUAAACAAAGCUCCAAAGAAACUGGUGAGACUCCUCGUAAAAAGUCGAUGGUCGAGAAAUUAACAAAAGAAGACGUUGAAGAUGGCACGUAUGAAGACGUGAACAUAGUGCGCAAAUAG
This is a messenger RNA of Necator americanus (New World hookworm), 447 nucleotides long. RefSeq lists its product as uncharacterized. The record is from RefSeq and is a predicted model, not a curated record. The transcript is spliced from 5 exons. NCBI's taxonomy places the organism in Eukaryota, Metazoa, Nematoda, Chromadorea, Rhabditida, Ancylostomatidae. The coding region runs from base 1 to 447 and encodes 148 amino acids.